Messenger RNA from Gymnodraco acuticeps, 3858 nucleotides. It is a transcript of the gene fam20ca, whose product is annotated as FAM20C golgi associated secretory pathway kinase a. The record is from RefSeq and is a predicted model, not a curated record. Bases 823 to 2541 code for a protein of 572 amino acids. Gene Ontology annotation, molecular function: protein serine/threonine kinase activity. Gene Ontology annotation, biological process: protein phosphorylation. Lineage: Eukaryota; Metazoa; Chordata; Actinopteri; Perciformes; Bathydraconidae. The transcript has 10 exons. Gene Ontology annotation, cellular component: Golgi apparatus.
UCGCCUCUCAUGUCACCAGCGCUUCAGCAGGACGCAGCCAGCCUCUUCCUUGUGACGUUACCGAGGCUCAGGGCUCCGAUCAUAAUAUUUAACACACACACCCUGGAUGAACACUUUGAAGGAAGACAAGGCGCUGUAAAGGAGGGGGUGGGCAUAUGACAAGCAGGAUCCCUGCACCUGCUAGCCAGUCUCUGAUUUGACUUCAACGAGACAUCAGAGCGGGACAGCAUCCAAGCAUCUCAGCGGAUCACCUAUCUUUAUGGAAUUUCACUUUUUUUGUAAUCAUCCUAAAUACAAGGAAGGCUGUGUUUCUGUGGACUAUGUCAAUCCCUCCUGUUACUUUCCCCCCAGUUAUGACACAUUUGACAUAUCACUCCGUGCUGGCAACGAUAGAAGGAAGCAGAUUUAAGGAAGAACAUCGGUGUUUUUAACUGGAACCCACUCCUUCCUCCUCCUUCCUGGUUCAUUUUCUUAACGAUUUAUUUAGGGUUCUGUCCUCCUCACACUGUAUCCUGCUCAACAAGGCAAUGAAUGAGACGCACUUCUUGAGCUGCUGCCAGUGAAGAGUCCACAGCCCACAAUGGGUCAGUCCACCUGUCUGACUGGGAAUGAAGAAUUUGGACUAUUGUAAAAAAUAAAGACUGAGCACAUCAUGGAGUUGAUAAAAUACGCUGACAUGCAUUGUGAGUGCAAUGACUACAGUACAUCUGGAAGCCAACAUUGCUGCUUUGUCAUCGCAUAACAGUGUUGGACGUCAAUGUCUGUGUCUGUAAGGUGCGCUGCUCUUAAAGCUUUCUCUGCGUAAGGAAAAUACAUUUUAAGAUGAUUUUGUUUCGUAAAUUCCGAGUGUUGAUACUCAUGGUGUUUCUGGUCGCGUGCACAAUGCACAUCAUGAUAGACUUGUUACCGAAACUAGAGAAGCGGGCGGCAGGAGCGGACAGCGGGGACAGCGGCUGUCAGUGCGCUCAGCACCCGGGCGGGGAGGCACAGGGCUGGGGGAAGCAGCGCGCCAGCUCGGCGGCGGAAGCGGGCUGGCCUAACAAACACACGCUGAGAAUCCUGCAAGAUUUCAGCAACGAGCCGAGCUCCAACCUCACGUCGCAUUCCCUGGAAAAGAUCACAGCAGCCGCCGGUGACAGAGCCGAGUCCUUCCGGCGGAUCAGACCGUCAGGCGGGAAGGCGGAGGACCACAAGACGCUCAUCGAAGACGCCAGCUGGGGUCGAACCGUCCCUGCCCACGGUGUCUCCCGACUGACCGCUCUCUUUGAACAUCCUUUAUACAAGGUUGACCUUCCAUCCUUCACGAACGAUGAUACUUUGUUCAACCUCAACACUGACAUCAGGUUUUACCCCAAAGCAACAGGGAACCAAGGAUGGCACAAUGAGGAGGGGAACGAGGAGGAGGAGGAGUUCUCUCCGACAGGAGAGGUAAUGGCAGAAUCUUACCCCAACUGGUUACGUUUCCACAUCGGCAUCAACCGCUACGAGAUGUACUCCAGACACAGUGUUGUGCUGGACGCCCUGCUGAAGGACCUCGCCUCACAGAGGAUCACCAGCGUCGCCAUGAAAUCGGGAGGCACCCAGCUGAAGUUGAUCAUGACUUUCCAGAAUUAUGGACAAGCGCUGUUCAAGCCCAUGAAGCAGACCCGGGAUCAGGAAACCCCUCCAGACUUCUUCUACUUCUCCGACUUUGAGAGGCACAAUGCUGAGGUAGCAGCUUUUCAUCUGGACAGGAUCCUUGACUUCCGGAGAGUUCCCCCGGUGGCAGGGCGGCUUGUUAACAUGACGAGGGAGAUCAGAGAUGUGACGCGGGAUAAGAAGCUGUGGAGGACCUUCUUCAUCUCUCCAGCCAACAACGUGUGUUUCUACGGCGAGUGCUCGUACUACUGCUCCACUGAGCACGCGCUGUGCGGGAAGCCGGACCAGAUCGAGGGCUCGCUGGCGGCCUUCCUGCCCGACCUGAACCUCGCCAAGCGCAAGACCUGGAGGAACCCCUGGAGACGCUCCUACCACAAACGCAAGAAAGCAGAGUGGGAGGUGGACCCAGAUUACUGUGACGAGGUUAAGCAGACUCCUCCGUACGACCGAGGCACUCGCCUGCUGGACGUCAUGGAUAUGACCAUCUUUGAUUUCCUAAUGGGUAACAUGGAUCGUCAUCAUUACGAAACUUUUGAGAAGUUUGGAAAUGACACCUUCAUCAUUCACCUAGACAACGGAAGAGGGUUUGGAAAACACUCCCAUGAUGAGCUGUCCAUCCUGGUGCCUCUCAGUCAGUGCUGCAGGGUGAAGAAAUCCACCUACGUGCGCCUCCAGCUGCUGGCCAAGGAGGAGUUCAGGCUGAGCGUCCUGAUGGAGGAGUCCCUGCUGCGGGACCGCCUGUCCCCCGUUCUGCUGCAGCGCCACCUGCAGGCGCUGGACCGCCGGCUGCGCCUGGUGCUGCAGGUCCUGGAGGGCUGCGUGGAGAAGGAGGGCUACGCCAACGUGGUGGAGGAGGAGGUCGGGGGGGACACGGCCACCCACAGGACCCCCGGACACAGGUAGUGAGGGCAGCAGAGGGGGACACACCACCCGGGACACAUGGACCACGUCUCUGGCUGUUCGGCCAAUGGGAGCGACCCACUUCUGAUAUCAAGCUGAAUUCAGUGAAUUCCAAGACUUGCCAUCAUUGCCUCUCUGAAAACUGCUUUUACGUGUUUAUAUAGAAGAAGAAGGAGCCGCCAUGAAAGACUGUGCUCACACAGACGAUUUGUACUUGUUAGAUACAGAUGUAUUUUUGUCCUAUAAGACGUAAAAAACCAAUGCUGUGUUCUGUUUGUUUUGAUUAUGGAGGGUAUCAGUUAGUUUCAUGUGUUUUAUUAUAUUAGUACAUAACCAAAUGAGUGGAAUGGAGGAGCGUCUGGGGGACCGUUAGCUUUAUCAGUUAUCAUGAUGUAUGAAAGGUUGAGAAAGUUGGAAAAGGUUUUUUUCUUUUUGUCAGAAACAAUCUACAACCAGAGAACAAUUCCACACAGUUCCCUUUAUCCAUCUACAUGUUUUGUCUUGGCAUAGACGGAAAGUGUUAUCACAAACAUCUGACAGUGUAAAUCCGAGUUCAAGUAUAUCCAACACUAACAGUAAGUUCACUUUGCCUUAUUCUGAUUUUGUAUCUCUUUUUUUUACUUUCCCAUCUCCCCUGCAAGUCUAACUUGCUCAACAUGCAGUAUGACAGCACAACACUAAAAUAGUAUUUAAUGCUAAGUAAUUCAUGCUAAAUGGUUAUUUCAUUGAAAUGCACUACCUGGAAUAUUUACAGUUAUCUGUUAUAAUAUCAUUUUACAAUGCAAAUGUUACAGUUUGUAUGUUUUUCUAUGAGAUUACAUGUCCGAAAGACUAUUUAUUGGUGUGUCACAAAGAAUGAAAGGGGUUUAAUAAAUAGGUUAUGUUGGGAAAUAUUUACCUUAGGUACCUUAGCAUUGGAUGCUAUUUGAAAUGACAUUCCUUUAAGUACUACUAUGUUCACAUGAUAGGAAAACAACAAAGCUAUUUGAAGUUGGACAUGAAGCGGUGUUUCCUCCUGAGAGUCCUGUUCUGGCCCGGUACCUGUGCAAUGACAGAAAUACAGUACUUGAAUGUUUUUGGGUUGGCAGUAUGGACGGGGUUCACAGAGCUGGACUCAUGCUGAGGAGUGCAUUGUGGGAGAUGGAUCCCACUACAGGGAGAACCUCGGGCACUGCUCUUUGAAUUUCAUAUUCUCAGUGUAAAUAGCUAUAAAUACUUUGAAGACCAAGCUGCACCGCACAGUGAUUUGCUUCUGUGUUCUGCUGUUAUAUUGUUACUGUGAAGAUCUGUUUACUAAAUGAAUAAAGUGUGCAAUAAAAA